CGCAGAGGCAGGUGAGGGCUUUUUACUCGACCAGCGGAGUGUGCAAGGCUAAGCGUGCGGCCUCACCUGGAAUGCAAAUCAUAGAAUAUGAACCAGAGCACUUCCUGAGGAUGCUGAAGCAAUAUUUUCUUUGGACUGUGAGUUUCUUCUAAAGUGGAACUAAGAAGAGGACUAAUACAUUGAAUUCUAAAAAAAAAAAACAAUGGCCCAUUACUGUUAUUUGUCAUUUUAGGGGAUGGUGAUGUUCAAAGAUGUGGCUAUAGAUGUCUCUCAGGAGGAAUGGGAAUGCCUGAACCCUACACAGAGGAAUUUGUACAAAGAUGUGAUGUUGGAGAACUAUAGCAACUUGGUUUCACUGGGACUUUCUAUAUCUAAGCCGGCUGUGAUCUCUUCAUUAGAGCAAGGGAAGGAGCCCUGGAUGGUUGUGAGGGAAGUGACAGGAGGACGGUGCCCAGACUUGAUGUCCAGGUGUGAGGCCAAGAAGUUAUCUCCAAAAAGAGACAUUUAUGAGACAGAGCCAUCCCGAUGGGCUAUCAUGGAACAAUUUAAAACUCAUAAUCCUGAGAAGUCCAUUUUCAGAGAUAUUUGGGAAUGCAGUAGUCAGUUUGAGACACAACAGGAACAGGAGGGCUAUUUCAGGCAAUUUGUUAUCAACCAUGAACACAUGCCUAUAUUUAACCAACAUGCAUUACUCACUCAGGAAUUUUAUAAUAGAGAGAAAAUUUUUGAAUGUAGAGAAUGUAGAAAAAUCUUCAGUUACCAUUUAUUUUUUAGUCAUCACAAAAGAACUCAUUCAAAAGAAAAACUUUCUGAAUGUAAGGAAUGUGCAGAAACUAUUAAUACAUCAUAUCUUACUAAACAGAGAAUUCAAAAUAGUAGCAAGUGCAAUGAAUGUAAGGAAUGUUGGAGGGCUUUUAUUCAUUGUUCACAACUUAAACAACACCUGAGAAUCCAUAAUGGUGAAAAACGCUAUGAAUGUAAAGAAUGUGGAAAGGCCUUUAAUUACGGCUCAGAACUUAUUCUGCAUCAGAGAAUUCACACUGGUGAAAAACCCUAUGAAUGUAAGGAAUGUGGGAAGGCCUUUAGGCAGCGAUCACAGCUAACUCAACAUCAGAGACUUCAUACUGGUGAAAAACCUUAUGAAUGUAAGCAAUGUGGGAAGGCUUUUAUUCGUGGCUUUCAACUUACUGAACAUCUUCGACUCCAUACUGGUGAGAAACCCUAUGAAUGUAAAGAAUGUGGAAAGACUUUUAGGCAUCGCUCACACCUUACCAUACAUCAGAGAAUUCAUACUGGUGAGAAACCCUACAAGUGUAGAGAAUGUGGAAAGGCCUUUAGCUAUCACUCAAGCUUCUCUCACCAUCAGAAAAUUCAUUCUGGCAAAAAACCUUAUGAAUGUAAUGAAUGUGGGAAGGCCUUUUGUGAUGGCUUACAACUUACUCUACAUCGGAGGAUUCAUACUGGUGAGAAACCCUAUGAGUGCAAGGAAUGCGGGAAGACUUUUAGACAGUGUUCACACCUCAAAAGACAUCAGAGAAUUCAUACCGGUGAGAAACCUCAUGAAUGUAUGAUAUGUGGUAAGGCCUUUAGACUUCAUUCACACCUUAUUCAACAUCAGAGAAUUCAUACUGGUGAGAAGCCCUAUGAAUGUAAGGAAUGUGGGAAGGCCUUUAGCUAUCAUUCAAGCUUCUCACACCAUCAGAGAAUUCAUUCUGGGAAGAAACCUUAUGAGUGUGGAAAGGCCUUUAAUCAUGGCUUGCAAUGUAAUCUACAUCAGGCACUUCAUACUGUUGAGAUGCCAGUAAGAUUUCCUCUCCUCUCUCCCCAUCCUAGUCUAGCAUCAUGAUAAUAUUUUUAGAAAUACAGGUUUUCCUUUUUGUCUUCAAGGUAAAAGUUGGUAAAAUACUGAAUUUCAUUAAUACUGAUUUAUUUCAGUAAUCCUUGGGACAAAAAAAACUUCAAGUGGGAAAAUGGAAAAGUAAUUAACAGGUAAAAUUUUUUAAUUGCUCUGGUUCCAGUGCUGUUUCUGGAUUGUUAUAACACCCAGUAUUGGAGAUAAAUUUUAUAAAACAGUGUUUUUACUGAAACUAGUGAAAUGUGGCAGAAAUAAAAUGAAAACAAUUUCUUCCCCUUUCACAAA
Callorhinus ursinus (northern fur seal) is the source of this 2140-nucleotide messenger RNA. The record is from RefSeq and is a predicted model, not a curated record. Lineage: Eukaryota; Metazoa; Chordata; Mammalia; Carnivora; Otariidae.